This is a messenger RNA of Amphibalanus amphitrite, 1909 nucleotides long. Its product is annotated as phosphoglycerate kinase-like. Gene Ontology annotation, cellular component: cytosol. The record is from RefSeq and is a predicted model, not a curated record. Gene Ontology annotation, molecular function: ADP binding; ATP binding; phosphoglycerate kinase activity. NCBI's taxonomy places the organism in Eukaryota, Metazoa, Arthropoda, Thecostraca, Balanomorpha, Balanidae. The transcript is spliced from 9 exons. Gene Ontology annotation, biological process: gluconeogenesis; glycolytic process. The coding region runs from base 325 to 1575 and encodes 416 amino acids.
AAAAUAAUCCAACUCAAACUGGUAAACCUUGGGUGGUAAACCAUUGCCUUUAUUAUUGGUGCAUUUAAGUCAAAGGACAUGUUGUCAUGCAGCGGUAACGCAUAAGAAGUAAUGGAACAACCAAAGAAUUCUACCGUCUUCUGAGUAAGUUUGUUUCAGAUCACUGACCUCCAGUCUCCAGCGGCAUUCAACUCCAGCUCGCGCAAUUUCCGUCACGCUGUUUGCCGGCGAGUUUGUGGCCUUGGUUUGUGGCAAGGGGGUUUGUGGUCUAUUGUGAGUUUUCUGGAACCAUUUUGCACCUCAGGGUAUUACAUUUUGAGAAUCAUGUCACUCAACAAGAAACUUUCUAUUGAGGCCCUGGAGCUCGCUGGUCAGAGGGUUCUGAUGAGGGUCGACUUCAACGUUCCGCUGAAGGAUGGCAAGAUCUCCAACAACCAGCGUAUCGUGGCCGCCCUGCCCACCAUCCAGUACGCCCUGGACAAGCAGGCCAAGAGCGUGGUCCUCAUGUCGCACCUGGGCCGUCCGGACGGACGCCGCAGCGAGAAGGCCUCCAUGAAACCGGUCGCGGAGGAGCUCCGCAAACUCCUCGGGAGGGAGGUGCUGUUCCUAGACGACUGCGUUGGCCCGGCGGUGGAGCAGGCGUGCCAGGACCCGCCGGCCGGCUCCGUCAUCCUGCUGGAGAACCUCCGCUACCACGUCGAGGAGGAGGGCAAGGGAGUCAACGAAGCUGGCGAAAAGGUGAAGGCGGACCCGGCCAAGACGGCCGAGUUCCGCCAGUCGCUCCGCCGGCUCGGCGAUGUGUACGUGAACGACGCGUUCGGCACGGCGCACCGCGCGCACAGCUCCAUGCUCGGCGAGGGCUUCGAGAAGCGCGCCGCCGGCACCCUGCUCAGCAAGGAGCUCACCUACUUCGCCAAGGCGCUGGAGUCGCCAGAGAGACCGUUCCUGGCCAUUCUCGGCGGCGCCAAGGUGCAGGACAAGAUCCAGCUGAUCGAGAACAUGCUGGAUAAGGUCAACGAGAUGAUCAUCGGCGGCGGCAUGGCCUUCACCUUCCUCAAGGAGCUCAACGGCAUGAAGAUCGGCAGCUCUCUGUAUGACGCCGAGGGCGCCAAGAUCGUCUCCAAACUGAUGGAGAAGGCCAAGGCGAACAACGUGCAGAUUCACCUGCCGGUCGACUUCGUCACCGGAGACAAGUUCGACGAGGCCGCCAACGUGGGCUCUGCCACGGUUGAGGGCGGCAUCCCGGACGGCUGGCUCGGCCUGGACGUCGGACCCAAGUCGGUGGCUGCGUUCGAGCCCGUCAUCGCCAGGGCUAAGACUAUCGUCUGGAACGGCCCGCCGGGCGUGUUCGAGCUGUCGCCUUUCGCCGCCGGCACACAGGCCAUGAUGAAGGCCGUGGUGGCGGCCACCUCGUCCGGCGCCACCACCAUCAUCGGCGGCGGCGACACGGCCACGUGUUGCGCCAAAUACGGCACCGAACAGGCCGUCAGCCACGUCAGCACCGGCGGCGGCGCCAGCCUCGAGCUGCUCGAGGGUAAAGUGCUUCCGGGCGUGGCUGCCCUGUCCGAGUGUUAGGCUGGAAGAAGAUAAGGGAUCACAGGCACGAGCUUGGCGACGGGAGAGGCGCCACAGUCAGAGGGCUGCGCGCGGUCCAGGAGUCGACUGGCUCAGCAUUCAGUCUCGAUGUACAUGCUUUUGCUGUAUCGUAGGGAUUCUGCAUGAAGUACUGAUACUUUUGUUAGAUGCUUUUUGUUGUGCAAAGAGAAUCGUGCGGAGGUCCUCAAAAUAGGUCCUGGAAUCUUGUCAAACUAUGUGAUGAUACCCGAUGUGAUUUUCCGUUGUUUUUAUGGAGCGCAGGCGUCAACAAGAUUACUUUACUACUCGUCAAUACAUUAUUGGGAGACCCGAA